AUGUCUUUUCUGACGAUAAGCCUUUUGCUCGGCCUCGGCGCUGUUGCUGUCCAGGCGCAAUCUCCCUUGUACGGCCAAUGGCUGGACAGGCGCGACAACCUGUGUUUCUGGAGCUACUUGCGUGGUUUCCAACCCAUGUAUGUCCGUAACUGCUGCAAACUAGACCAACCUGUGACAUUUUGUGCAGACUACUCUCAAUGCCUGCCUGGCGUCGCUUCGAGCUCUUCGACCGCUAAGCCCACUUCGACUGCAAGUAGCACAAGCAAGCCUGCAACCUCUGUUCCCGCUACAUCAACAUCUGCACCCUCGCCCACUUGCUCCGCGAGUCUGACGUCCAGAGCUACUGGCAAACUUUCGCACGUUGGAAUCAACAUCGCUGGUUUCGACUUUGGAUGCAACUCUGACGGUAGCUGCACUGCUAGCGGUGCCUGGCCUCCUCUCCUCAAGUACUACGGUCACGAUGGCGAGGGACAGAUGCAGCACUUUGUCAAUGAUGACGGGUUCAACACCUUCCGCCUGCCUGUUGGCUGGCAGUUCUUGACGAACGACGCCAUGUCUGGCACAAUCAACCAGACUAACUUGGCGAAAUACGACGACCUGGUUCAGGCAUGCUUGGCCACUGGCGCCUCCUGCAUUGUUGAUGUCCACAACUACGCACGAUUCAACGGUCAGAUCAUCGGCCAAGGUGGUCCUUCCAACGAUGUGUUUGCUCAACUCUGGACUGGUCUUGCCACCAAAUACGCCUCGGAAUCUAAAGUCAUCUUCGGAGUGAUGAACGAACCCCAUGAUGUUCCUGACAUCAACCUCUGGGCCCAAUCCGUUCAAGCAGCCGUCACCGCUAUCCGUAAAGCUGGCGCGACUACUCAGCUCAUCCUUCUUCCCGGAAACAACUGGACGUCCGCGCAAACCUUUGUCUCGAACGGAUCCGGAGCUGCGUUGAUGAAGGUCGUUAACCCUGAUGGAUCCACGACCGGUCUCAUCUUUGACGUCCACAAAUACUUGGACAGUGACAACUCCGGUACUAACAGUGAAUGUGUCACGAACAACAUUGAGGAAGCAUGGGCACCCCUUGCCAACUGGCUCCGCUGCAAUGGCCGCCAGGCAUUCAACACUGAGACUGGUGGAGGAAACACCGCCUCGUGCAUCCAGUAUCUCUGCCAACAAAUUGCCUUCCAGGCCCAGAACUCUGAUGUGUUCCUUGGAUAUGUUGGAUGGGCUGCUGGAAACUUUGACCCAAGUGAGUUUGCUUUGCUUUCUCCGAUCAAAUGUUCACUUUCGCUGACUGUGCGACGUUCCACCGUAUCAGGCUACGUCCUUGGCGAGACCCCCACUCAAUCAGGCUCUACCUGGACCGACACUUCCCUCGUGAAAUCCUGCCUCGCGCCCAACUCGGGCUCCCAGAGUGGACCUACCUCUUAA
Psilocybe cubensis is the source of this 1419-nucleotide messenger RNA. RefSeq lists its product as uncharacterized. The transcript is spliced from 11 exons. Lineage: Eukaryota; Fungi; Basidiomycota; Agaricomycetes; Agaricales; Agrocybaceae. Gene Ontology annotation, biological process: glucan catabolic process. Bases 1 to 1419 code for a protein of 472 amino acids. The record is from RefSeq and is a predicted model, not a curated record. Gene Ontology annotation, molecular function: hydrolase activity, hydrolyzing O-glycosyl compounds.